GAGAGGAACGGUCAGCAGGGACCAUUAGCUGUGUGGGACUGGGGCAGGAGGACGAGCAGGGUUUGACCUUCAGGAGGCAUCAGUCUGCUGAGUCCCAGGGAGACUGAGAGGACAGACAGGGACAGGGGAAGGAGAGGAGAAAACCACAGGGUUAUCCUCUCACUGUGGCUCACCUCCAGAGAUGACCUAAAUAUUGUCUGUUGGCGCUAAGUGGUAUCAAGAGGACCAUAAAGGCGAAUCAUAUCUUCUCAUUCCCUGCUGGGCCUCUGUGGAUUUUACCUGUAGUGACUCACCUGGGCAAAUAGUGGUUUGCUAAUGUGAUGUCCCACUGAUCAACCCGUGCUGCUCUACAUACCUUUUGGAGGCACGUCACUCACAACUGAGAGCUCGGUGCCGUAAUGGGGGCUGUGUUGUUGAGUCUAGACGAGGCGAUCUUUACUCGGCAGGGUCUGCUGUGGACUCUCACCUCCACGGCCUUGCAACGCUUGCGUGUGCAUGCCAGGAAGCUUCCUGGACCCCUGCACCUAUUUCACACAAACAGGUGUGUGCCAAGGCCACUGUACCAGAUGACAGAGGGGAGGCGAUGUCAGGUCCAUCUCCUCGACGACAGGAAGCUGGAGCUCCUUGUACAGCCCAAACUGAUGGCAAAGGAUUUGCUGGAUCUCGUGGCCUCUCACUUCAACCUCAAGGAGAAGGAGUACUUUGGAAUCGCAUACACAGACGAAACGGGCCAUUUUAGUUGGCUGCAGUUGGACCGCAGGGUAUUAGAACAUGAGUUUCCCAAGAAGUCUGGUCCUAUUGUCCUCUACUUUUGUGUCAGAUUCUACAUAGAGAGUAUAUCCUACCUGAAGGACAAUGCCACUAUUGAGCUUUUCUUUCUUAAUGCAAAAUCCAUCAUCUACAAGGAGCUUAUUGAGGUGGACAGUGAGAUUGUCUUUGAAUUGGCUUCCUAUAUUGCACAAGAGGCCAAAGGUGAUUUCACCAGCAAUGAUGCAACCAGGUGUGACCUGAAAAAGCUGCCUGCUCUGCCCACCCAGGCCCUAAAGGAGCACCCAUCCCUGGCCUACUGUGAAGACCGGGUCGCAGAGCAUUACAAGAAGCUCAACGGGCAGUCCAGGGGCCAAGCUAUUGUAAAUUAUAUGAGCAUUGUAGAGUCUCUGCCCACAUAUGGAGUACAUUACUAUGCUGUUAAGGACAAGCAGGGGAUCCCUUGGUGGUUGGGUCUGAGCUAUAAAGGAAUCUUUCAGUAUGACCACCAGGACAAGAUCAAGCCCCGGAAGGUGUUCCAAUGGCGUCAGCUGGAGAACCUCUAUUUCCGAGAGAAGAAGUUUUCAGUGGAAGUUCAUGACCCCAGAAGGGCGUCGGUGACAAGAAGGACGUUUGGUCACAGUGGCAUCGCUGUGCAUACGUGGUACGCCUGUCCCGCCCUCAUCAAGUCCAUCUGGGCCAUGGCCAUCAGCCAACACCAGUUCUACCUGGACCGCAAGCAGAGCAAGUCAAAGAUCCACGCAGCACGGAGCUUGAGUGAAAUUGCGAUAGACCUCACGGAAACAGGAACUCUGAAGACCUCCAAACUUGCCAACAUGGGCAGCAAGGGCAAGAUUAUCAGUGGCAGCAGUGGCAGUCUGCUCUCCUCAGGCUCUCAGGAAUCAGACAGCUCCCAGACAGCUAAGAAGGACAUGCUGGCAGCACUAAGGGCCAGGCAGGAAGCUCUGGAGGAAACGCUAAAACAGAGACUAGAGGAACUGAAGAACAUCUGCAUCAGAGAGGCGGAACUGACAGGGAAGCUUCCGAAGGAAUAUCCUCUGGAUGUGGGAGAGGAGCCGCCCACAGUGAGAAGAAAGAUCGGUACGGCCUUCAAACUGGACGAGCAGAAGAUUCUUCCUAAGGGAGAGGAAGAGGAGCUGGAGCGGUUGGAGCGGGAGUUUGCCAUUCAGUCCCAGAUCACAGAGGCAGCCCGGCGUCUGGCCAGCGAUCCUCACCUAACUAGUAAGAAGCUGAAGAAACAGAGGAAGACGUCUUAUCUGAACGCACUGAAGAAGCUCCAGGAAAUUGAGAACUCUAUCAAUGAUUGCCGGGUCCGCUCUGGAAAGAAACCGACGCAGAGAGCAUCACUUAUCAUUGAAGAAGCCAAUAUUGGUUCUGAAGACAGCUCACUGUCCGACGCACUGGUCUUAGAUGAUGAUGACCCUCAAGUUACAGGUACCCCCACCUUCUCUCCAGUAGCAUCACCUCACAAGGGCCUCCCUCCUCGGCCUCCAUCUCACAGUCGGCCCCCUCCCCCGCAGUCCCUGGACGGCCUGCGACACCUGCACUACACACGCUCGGACUACGACAAAUCACCCAUCAAGCCCAAGAUCUGGAGUGAAUCGUCACUGGAUGAGCCCUAUGAAAAAGUCAAGAAACGCUCCUCUCACUCAAGGCGGUUCCCGAGCUCGGGCAGUGCAGAGGCAGGAGGCAGUAACUCUCUGCAGAGCAGCCCCAUCAGGAGCCUCCCUCACUGGAACUCUCAGUCCAGCAUGCCGUCGACCCCGGACCUGAGGACUAGGAACCCACACUAUGUACAUUCUACUCGGUCAGUGGACAUCAGUCCAACCCGUCUGCACAGUCUCGCUCAGCACUUUAGGAACCGCAGCUCCAGCCUCGAGUCCCAGGGCAAGCUGCUCACGUCCGACCCAGACACACACCCGCACACCCUGGGAACACUGGGCAGUCCGGACUUCUUCCUGGUCCCAGGACGCUCCAAUGGCUCUGACCCUCUGGAUGACUGCUCAUCGUGCACCAGCCAAAGCAGCUCAGAGCAUUACUACCCCGCCGGUGGACCCCCUGGCAGCAACCCCAACUACUCUACACUGGGAGAGGACUCACCCUCCAAAGCCAGGCAGAGGCAGAGGCAAAGGCACAGGUCUGCUGGAAACCUUGGUUCCUCUAACUCCGGCUCCAUGCCAAACCUGGCAGCUAAGAACGGCUCUGUUGGGUCCGGUGGAGGCAGCAUGGGAGGGGGACAACACGGUGUUUACCUCCACAGCCAGAGCCAGCCCUCCUCUCAGUACCGCAUCAAGGAGUACCCGCUGUACGUGGAGGGCAGCCCCAACCCCGUGGUGGUGCGCAGCCUGGAGAGCGAUCAGGAGGGCCACUACAGCGUGAAGGCCCAGUUCAAGACGUCCAGCUCCUACACAGCCGGGGGACUAUACAAGGAGGCCUGGGGGGGAGAAGAAGGAGGAGAAGGGAGCGGCCGUCUCACGCCGUCGCGCUCUCAAAUCGUACGGACUCCGUCAUUGGGGCGAGAGGGUGGUGGAGGAGGAGGGGGGAGGACAGCGGUAUCUGAUGAACUACGAUGCUGGUACCAGAGGUCCUCAGGGAGCGUGAAGGAGAGGAAUCAUUCACAUUCGGGAUCCACCUCCUCCGAGACAGGGUCACUGCAAGGCACUCUUGGACAUGGACGGGGGAGCAGAGUAGGGGCACUCGCCAAGGGCUCACCAGCUGCUUCCCCUCACAGCCAGAGGAGUAUGACGCCCUCCAGUGAACACGCAGCAACGCCCACUCCCCCCUGUAGCCCACAGCACAUCCUCAACUGGCAGAGCGGGUCGUUCAGUGACUGUUUUCUCAGCAGCCCCCUGUGUUCGGAGCUGGCAGACGUGCAGUGGUACGGACACGACAAGGCCAAACCUGGAACCCUGGUCUGAGACCUUCCUUUAGGAGCCGAGAAAAGUCCCGUCGCCCUCUCCUACUGCCUCUCCACUGUCCCUCACUACUACCCAUCGACAACCAACAACCUCAUCCUUAAAACCCUACAAGAUCCUGCCCCGACCGGACUGGUGGACUGGAUAUGAGCCUUCCUCCUCCUCCUCCUCCCUAUAUCCCGCCCUUCAUCCAUUUCCUCUCUUUAUUAUGCCCCCUCCUCUAUCACAGCUCAGCCAGACAGGGACACACUCACUGGGCUCUGAUUAGGGCGGAUCUCAUCAGACAGACUGAGACGUGCCACCUCAGCUGUUGAACUGUUGCCCUGGAGCACCAAGGAGCUCCGUCUGUACCCCCCCCCUCAACGGGACGAGGGGGAAGAAGCGAUGGGGAUAGAGAGCACAGAAACUCAAACUCAACGAAAUUCAACCAUCGGCCAUUUCCAGGAUCCGUUUCAUAUCUCAACCCCCCCACCCCUAAUCUAACAAACUUUAGUGCAUUGCCACCAGAUCUUUACUGGAUUUGAGCCACCAGUUUAUAACCCAUUCUCUGCCCUCAAACAAACUGUGUUGGUCUUCAUUACUCCCAUCAGUUGUGUUUGUCUUGUUUCUGUUCGUUCAUUUCUCCCUGCGUAAUUAUAGAUAAGAACAGUUGACACCAAUUUAUCAAAAAUCUGGAUUAACACACAUGACUCUUCGGUUUUUAACCCACAACCAAAGACAACUACUGGAUUGACUGGUCACACCUUGGGGAUAAGAGCGACUGUGAAUUCGCAGGAUGGUUUCUGGGACGCUGUCGGGACUAUUGACGAGGACUAUAGCAAUAACAAACAUUGUACAAGUCUACGAAGUGGCGUGUCAAUCCUGAGUGAACUGGAGCACAUGUUCUCGGCCUUGUGAUGCCUGGAGUUGAGGCUCCUCAGUGCGUCUCAGGGAGAAUAUGGUGUUUUGGUUAUUGUGUCUGGCAUCGAGCUACGUUCUCUGGUCUUUUACACGAUUCCACUGUCCAUAGCAGUUUGUUUGGCCGCAUGGUGGUGGAGGACGAACAGUGCUGGAGCCAGCGCGCGGAGGGUCGUGUUGGAGCUUCAUCUUUUAACAUGACCACACACGAUCACAGUUCCUGCAACGUCUCAUUCCAGCUCUCCACAUCUGUCAUCUCCCUCCCUGACAGUAGGAGAUGAUGUGGCUGUUGACACCUGCUGGCGUUACUUGUAGUUUGACAUUGAGGCUGUUAAGUGAUAAAUCCCAACAGUGAAUCAUCUUGUUUUUUAUCACUGCUGUCUCCUCUUUGGUCUUGGUUUUAUUUAGCAGCUCACGCCACGCUGGGUGUUUGCAUCAGUCCCUCUGUAGCGCUGUGUCUUCUCCUCUUUCUGUCCGUCUCUUCAGCAUGACAGCAGCAUCCUGACUGAACACACACAGUCUGAACUCAGUGCUGGGCAGAUCACACGCUGACUGUCAAAAUACUUUGCAUCUAUGGGCACACACGAGUACUAAUAUAUUUGUGCCAAACAUGUUACACUUGUACUGUACUUCAGCGCUGGAACGGCAACUUGUUUGAGCUGUAGAUCCUUCAAAUCCCCACAGUGCAUAGACAUCCUAUUAAACAGCAAGGAAGCAAGAUUCUGCUUCACAUACGAUUUGGCAUCAGACGGCCUGUUAAGGAAUAAGUCGAUUGUACUUUGGUUUUAAAGCACAACGUUAACAGUGUGUGAGGGCUGGAGCUACUACUGUUGUAUGUUCUCAUUUUCCACUCUCAUCUACUGAUGAGUUGUAUCGAGGUGCAAACAGGCAACUACAAAAGCUAGAACCGCAGACGAGGCAUUAAAUAAUCAUAUCUUUUACAGCACAUAGAUUCAUUCAUAGUUAAUAUUACCACAGUGACAGGGCAGAUGACAAGCCAUAAUAAGAAGUGAGGGAAAAAGCCUCUUGAGAUGGAGCGACUUAUUUUAUCGCACGUCCCAAACAACAAUCACAUAAUCAGAACAGGGUUAGAAAAGCACACCUGGUUUUGUACAAAGGAAGUUGAGCUGUGCAUGUUCUCGCUGUCCCCGAACCAGUUCCCCUUCGCUCCCCAGAUCAAGGUUUACCCGUUGUUCCGUCUUUGCCCAAAAUGUGAAGAUAAUGACAGAUGACGAUUCUGGAUAAAUCGUGCUUGGGAGCGUCGGCGUGAAUCUUGCUCUGUCCCUCGCUGUGGUGUUUCCUUGAUGCACAGUAGCUGUAAUCGGCCACUUUCUAGACUAUUUCCCAUGAGCAGGUUUAACCCUCUCUCGUGCCCCCGUGCAUGGCUGGUUCUCCGAGAGCUCUCCACCCUCGCCCGCUCAGAUUGUUUAGGUCUUUUACCCAGGAUUGGAACUAGCACUCGCCAGUUACCAUCACUCUAUUUAAUCGGGAGCUAUGACUCCAGUGUAUUCAAGGUUGACCCAGCUUUUUUCACUGAGAGUCUGCCUUCAGACUUUGCCCGUGCAUGCCAUGCAGAUCCACUGAUAUCAACCCUAAACACAUCCAGCACCUGAGUUCUUGACGCGAAGAUUAGCACGUCUUUCUCCAUAGUGUCAGCCCCCCCCCAGCCCCCAGAGGGUCCCGUUCUGACCUUGUGCAAACCUCUGACCUCUGAGCCCGAUGUGAUGAAGUGUGACGUCCCCUCUGUAGUUCCAAAAAAGCCCAUCUUUCCUGUGCUCCAUUAAGAUGUUUGAGGUUUUUUGUAAUACUCCCAAGAGAAGUGAACUAACUUUUAUCAGUCUUUUCCUGUAUGUGCGGAGGGGCACCGUAAGGUUUUGUGGGGUUUUUAACAUUGACAUUCAUUGUUUUAACAAUGUUCCAUUUUAUAUGAAUCAGUAUUGUUUUUGUUUUUUUAGUUCCGACAUUGUAACGACCCUUUCAGGUGCUACAAAAUGACCAGUUACUGCUUUGUCACAUAGGAUCUAGACAUCUCUUCACUGUUAUCGAUAGAUUCAAUACCAGAUGUGCAAAAUGAAGCUUAUUUUAACAAACCGUUUAAUAGUAGAACACUUCCCCUCGCAGACAAUAGAGCAUGUAACUUGAUUUUAUCAGUUCUGUUCAACUGUAACAAUACAUUAAAGGUGUUGUAGGAAAAAAUGUGGAAUUGAUAAGAAAAAAAAACUGAAUUCCACAGUUAAUUUAUUCUUUUUUCUAUUAAAAAUUUGUAUAGUAACUUUACAUUUUUCAAAACUGUGUUGUUGGAAAUUGAUGAUGAAUUUUCAAGAUGAGAAGCCGUGGUGGUUCUUGAGAGUAAGAAAAAUAAAUUAUUGAUGAAUGUUCUCAA
Messenger RNA from Platichthys flesus (European flounder), 6963 nucleotides. RefSeq names its product FERM domain containing 4A (gene frmd4a). Gene Ontology annotation, cellular component: adherens junction; cytoskeleton; bicellular tight junction. NCBI's taxonomy places the organism in Eukaryota, Metazoa, Chordata, Actinopteri, Pleuronectiformes, Pleuronectidae. Gene Ontology annotation, biological process: establishment of epithelial cell polarity. Bases 399 to 3686 code for a protein of 1095 amino acids. The transcript is spliced from 24 exons. The record is from RefSeq and is a predicted model, not a curated record.